Molecule: messenger RNA, 956 nt
Organism: Ruditapes philippinarum (Manila clam)
Lineage: Eukaryota; Metazoa; Mollusca; Bivalvia; Venerida; Veneridae
Product: hippocalcin-like protein 1
Exons: 2
Molecular function (GO): calcium ion binding
Source: RefSeq, a predicted model, not a curated record
UACAAGGAAGAGUUUAAGAAAGUUUAUAAUUCUUUAUUCAUUGGAGACGCUUCCAAAUUUGCUGAACAUGUAUUCCGUACGUUUGAUAAGGACGGGAGCGGUACGGUAAAUUUUAAAGAGUUUCUGAUUGGGUUAUGUGUUUCUGGAAGUGAUACGACCAAUGACGUUAAGCUUAAAUGGGCUUUUGACAUGUAUGACAUUAAUGGGGAUGGCUUCAUAUCUAAAGAUGAAAUGAAGGAAAUAGUUGAGGCAAUAUACAAGAUGACCAACGCAAAAGCACCAGCAGAGUUGGACACCCCGGAAAAAAUGACAAACAAAUUUUUUGAAGAGUUGGACUGCAACGGAGAUGGGCAAAUUUGUUUUGACGAGUUCAAGAAGGGAGCAAAAAAAGAUCCCGUAAUUGUAAACCUCCUGGAAUGUGAUCCUGAUCCGGACAGCUGAGCAUUGCAUUUGGUAAAAUGACAUUGUGACAUUCUAGAUAUAUAAAUUGUUUUUUCUCUUUCUGAAGUUUUGGAAAUUCAGCAUGACGAAAACAAUUCAAUGUUGUGAAUUGAGCAUACUCAUGAUUUAAUAUACAUACAAUAUGAUUUUCCUUCCUACCUUACGCAUUUUCCUCUUCGCUUUUGUCGUCAUUCAUUCUUUUAGUACUUUCGUAACACUGCAAUACCGUUUGUCUUAGUGCUUUCAUUUAUCGAAUUUAGUCUGCUCAUACCUGCCACAGACUUCAGUCGUUCUCUAGGAUUUAAUUAAAGUCUAAAGGGUCAAGGCCAGGAUCACUGAGGUAUAAAAUAGAUGUUCUUUCUUUUCAUAAUCUGUUAAAACUAUGUCUUUUUUUGCACUGUCACAACAGUUUCGAGGAGCAUAAUCCCUCGUGGAACAUCACCCAUCGUGUCCAUCAGGGAUCAUAACUAUAGAACCUAUCGGUGCUCUUGUUAAUUCAACAAACUCAUAUUCUU